GGGUAGCAACAGUUGCUUCGAGACCCCGCGCGCCAUAGUGACUGUAGCCGUGGAGACAGUUACUUACCAACCGGCGCAACACUCAACAGCAACUGGAACACAACGAGCAAGUGAUUUGAGAGUGGAAAGAGAACACAGCCAGGGCAGAACUUAUACAAAGCAAAGGUUCCCAGCAUGCAGAGUUCAGAGGGAGGGUCCGAUUCGUCGUCCAGUGUGGCGCUGCGUACGUCCACCUCCGCCCAGGCCCCCGUGGUGCAGCCUGUCCCAGCCUCACAACAGAGGGUGCUGGUUCAGGCCACAGGCUCAGCCCAGAAGGGAGCGCAGGUGCAGCAGCUGUCAGUCCCCCGGCUGCAACAGGUCCCUCAGCAGGUCCAGCAGAUCCAUCAUGUCUACCCCUCCCAGGUUCAAUAUGUGGGAGAGGGGGGAGAAGCAGUUUACACUAAUGGAACCAUCCGGACAGCCUACUCCUAUAACCCUGAGGCCCAGCUGUAUGGCCAGGGCAGUGGAGGAGCCUAUUUUGACUCUCAGGGCGGGGGUUCCCAGGUCACAACGGUGGUCUCCUCCGCCAGUGGUGUGCCGCCCCACGGCAUGGUGGGCAUCACCAUGGAUGUGGGUGGCAGUCAGAUCAUCUCAGGUGGCAGCACCUACCUGAUCCACGGCGGGGGCAUGGAGGGAGGCCGCCACCACGCCUCACACUCCUCCCGCUCCUCCUCCGCUAUGCUUGAAAUGGCGAUUGAAAACCUCCAAAAGUCGGAAGGGAUUGCAACUCACAAAAGCAGCCUGCUCAACAGCCAUCUGCAGUGGCUGCUGGAUAACUAUGAGACAGCAGAGGGGGUGAGCCUGCCCCGGAGCUCCCUCUACAACCACUACCUGCGCCACUGUCAGGAGCAGAAACUGGACCCGGUCAACGCUGCCUCCUUUGGGAAACUCAUCCGCUCCGUCUUCAUGGGCCUCAGGACCCGCCGCCUCGGCACAAGAGGCAACUCCAAAUACCACUACUAUGGCAUUAGACUGAAGCCAGACUCCCCACUCAACAGACUGCAAGAGGACUCUCAGUACAUGGCCAUGAGACAGCAGCCUGUGCACCAGAAACAAAGGUUCAAGCCCCUCCAGAAGGUGGAUGGCAUGGGGGACAGCCUGUCAGGAGGCUCCCAGCAUUCAGCCAGCACCCCAGAGCAGUCUGUGGCAGCCCAGAGCCAGCACCACCAGCAGUACAUUGAUGUGUCCCAUGUCCUGCCCCCGUUCCCCAUCCCUGACCUGGGCACCCAGCCCCUCCCUGAACGCAUCAACAUGAACGAUGUGAAGAAGUUGCAGAACCUGUACAGGGACCACUGUGAGGCUACUCUGGAUGUGGUGAUGAACCUCCAGUUCCACUACAUUGAGAAGCUGUGGCAGACCUUCUGGUUUUCAACAGCGCCAUCUAGUGACGGAACCACCACCAUCCCCAACAGUGAUGAGGACAUGGAGGGGGUCAUCCCCAGGCAGAAGCUGAUUGCUCUGUGUAAGUAUGAGCCUGUCAAGCUGUGGAUGAGGAGCUGUGACCACAUCUUGUACCAGGCCUUGGUGGAGAUCCUCAUCCCUGACGUGCUGCGCCCUGUCCCCAGCACUCUCACUCAGGCCAUCCGCAACUUUGCCAAGAGUCUGGAGGGCUGGCUGACCACAGCUAUGAGCGACUUUCCCAAUGAGAUUGUCCGCACCAAGGCAGCGGUGGUGAGUGCAUUUGCCCAGACCCUGCGUCGGUACACCUCUCUGAACCACCUGGCCCAGGCGGCCCGCGCCGUGCUGCAGAACACCUCUCAGAUUAACCAGAUGCUCAGCGACCUCAAUCGUGUCGACUUCGCCAACGUACAGGAGCAGGCGUCGUGGGUGUGUCAGUGUGACGAGAGUGUGGUCCAGCGGCUGGAGCAGGACUUCAAGGUGACCCUGCAGCAGCAGAGCUCUCUGGACCAGUGGGCCGCCUGGCUCGACAACGUGGUCAACCAGGUCCUUAAGCCCCACGAAGGUAGCCCCAGCUUUCCCAGGGCCGCACGACAGUUCCUGCUCAAGUGGUCCUUCUACAGCUCCAUGGUAAUCAGGGACCUGACCCUGCGUAGUGCGGCUAGUUUCGGCUCCUUCCACCUCAUCAGACUGCUCUACGAUGAGUACAUGUUCUACCUGGUGGAGCACCGCGUCGCCCAGGCAACCGGAGAGACACCCAUCGCUGUCAUGGGAGAGUUCAGUGACCUUAACUCGAUGAUGCUCAUGGACAAAGACCCGUCCUUCUCAGAUGACAUGAGUGACGUAGGCAGUGACGAGGGCCGAGGGCCCAACGAGCCGGCCGUGAAAAGAGAGAGGAUCGAAAUCAACCACUCGCUGCAGGAAAUCUGAGACCGGAUGUGGUGAGGGCCAUAGCCCACUACUCCAGGAGGUCUGCUGCCGCCCUGGGCCCUGCUGGUCCUGUCAGCACACUGAGUGGCUACACAGCCAGUGUGUUCAGUGUAUAUAGAGAAGAGUACUAGGCUCAGCCCCUACCCUACCACACCUCCUAGUUAGUGUAGUUAAGGGGGGGGGAUCUUUAUCCCAGGGAAAACAAUGUAUGCUCACCAAGGGGGGCUGGUUUGACCUGACAGGGGUAUACAGUUCUAAUUUCUCUCCGUUCACUUGUUCCCGUUUUGCAACUGUGAUUCAGGAUGACUUUGUGCAGUACCGAUGUUGGAUACGUGUAACUUUGAAUGAGUGCUGUGUGUAUCUUAUCCUUUAUUAGCUGUGUAAUUCCAGUGCCUUAGAUAACUCUUUAACCGCCACUACUACAGAUGUCUAUCUCCUCCCUCAGCUGUGCCUCUACCGCAGUAUGAAUGUAUUGUUUCAGAACCUCAGACAUUCUAAAGCACCUUUAAACCUGUAGGAGUAUACUAUACAUGUUGCCUCUGUUGCUACUGGCAGCUCAACCCACAUUGAUGCAACCCACUGACGCAAAGGACUUGUCCCUCACCCAAGAGUGGCCACGCUGGUGGGAAUGUCAGUAGGCCCCUAGUCUCAUAGUUGAUUGGAAGGCAGGGACCUCUUAACACUCUGGCCAUAUGAGAUGAUUAGUUACCUCAUCCUUUUCUAUGCUCUGUUCUGUUCUUAUGAGGCAACUAUAAAAGAGCCACUUACUGUUAAUUCUACCAACUCCCCCUUACUCAAGUAACCUUUUCCAUGUAUAUAUCACUUUUCAUUCAAAUGAUAACGAUUCUAUGAUGCCGUUUGGCAGAAACUCAAUUUCAGGAUGCACACAAGUCUCAUUGAUCCAUGACUGUAGAACUUCAGGGUGUUUCUAGAUGUCACGCCCCAGAGUCUAGGACAAGCCAGUUGCCUCUUAUGUUGAUGAGACAUUUAGAUAUGUUUUAAAGACUGAAAGGAGUGUGGUGGAAUGUGUUCAGGAAACCACCAGAUUGUACAUAUAUAUGAUCUACCUUCUUGGUUAACUGGAGGUGUCUGGCAUCCAUUUUGUGGAGCUGUAUGUCUGGGUCAAGUCAAAUUUCUUAAGGGAUGUAAAAUAGUAUGUAUUUAACAAAACGUGAAAGAGCAUUGGACCCCCGAAGCCAAAACCCUUAAAAGGAAACUGUAGUUGCAUCUGUUCAGUUCAACUGAUGCUGUUUGAGUUCAGAUAGGCUCUCCCCUUACCGUUACUCAAAUGGACUCAUUCUAUAUUGAUUGGAAGGAAAUAUUCAGAAUCUCCCAAUCCAUGUUUAUUCAUUCAUAUUGCUUGAUAUGAAAAUGCUAAUAGCUUUUGAGUCUGUUGCUCUAAGAUUUUAUUAUAUAGCCGUACAAUGAUACUGUAGGAGGGCUGAUUUGUGCAAAACCAACAAACUGUUAAACUUUAAAAUAUAACUUUCUUAAUAUGAUGUAAAAAAUCUGUGUUCAUCAAUGGCCUUUUGUAUCGCUUGGUCUUUCCCCAAUCAUUUAGCUCUCCCCAUACUGCACUGUUUGUGUUUUUAAAGGGGGAUGUCCUCCUUGCUUUGAUUAUUUAGUGGCUGGGACUGAUGUGAGGCAAACGUUUGUCUUCUUUUGAUAAUUUGUGUCAUCUGGUCAACACAUCAAUAGUUAACAAACAACGUUGAUAUUUGGGGUGUAAAUGCCCUAUAAAUCGGCAGUCACUUUUCCAUAUUGAGAGAAUCUCCAUUUCUAUUUAUAAAAAAUUAUAGCUGAUUUAGGGCUGGAGUCAAUCAGUAAUGGUGUGAUUGAAAUGUUUUUGCAUUCGCGGUAAACGGUGUAUUUUGUCUGCUCAACCGGAAAUUACAACCGACAUGGAGCGUUUCUCUAAACACUUUUGGUUGAGUUCCCCCUCAGAUUUUGUAGUAGCUAUAAGAAUCCUGAGCUUGAGUUAUUGAAGGCUCUUUGUAACCCGUGCCUGUCACAGUACUUUGCCUUUAAGUGCGUUGGAAAGUCAUUUCUAUGUGUACUUUGUUUCUUGUAAAUCUGUUUUGACUUGGCUGAGGAUAAUUUUUUUAUUGAACUAGAUCUGGUUCUUCUGUAUUUUGAACCCUUAUUUUUUAUGUAUUUUUAAACCUGUUCUUGACUACACUUUACCUAGCCUGAGGGCAGACAAGUCUGUAACAAACUGCAUAGUUCAACUGUAUUUUGUACUGGUCAAUGUGUAAUAAAUUGGUAUUAUACCAUC
This is a messenger RNA of Oncorhynchus mykiss (rainbow trout), 4642 nucleotides long. It is a transcript of the gene rfx2, whose product is annotated as regulatory factor X, 2 (influences HLA class II expression). Gene Ontology annotation, biological process: regulation of transcription by RNA polymerase II. Gene Ontology annotation, cellular component: nucleus. Gene Ontology annotation, molecular function: DNA-binding transcription factor activity, RNA polymerase II-specific; RNA polymerase II cis-regulatory region sequence-specific DNA binding. The record is from RefSeq and is a predicted model, not a curated record. Lineage: Eukaryota; Metazoa; Chordata; Actinopteri; Salmoniformes; Salmonidae.